This is a messenger RNA of Manihot esculenta (cassava), 3631 nucleotides long. RefSeq names its product U-box domain-containing protein 4. Gene Ontology annotation, cellular component: nucleus; cytoplasm. Lineage: Eukaryota; Viridiplantae; Streptophyta; Magnoliopsida; Malpighiales; Euphorbiaceae. Gene Ontology annotation, molecular function: protein binding; ubiquitin-protein transferase activity. The coding region runs from base 671 to 3190 and encodes 839 amino acids. The record is from RefSeq and is a predicted model, not a curated record. Gene Ontology annotation, biological process: protein ubiquitination. The transcript has 7 exons.
UAAUAAACAAAAUAUAAACAAAUUCAUAGCAGAGGAGAGGAGGAGAAUAAGCUAAAUCUGGGUGGUCGUCUUCUCCAAAACCCUAAAAAAUCUUUGAUAAUUUGCUUAUUUCAGGUUAUCUUCGCUCUGCUGAGUCUUUAUGCUUGGCUGUUUUGAUUUUGAGAACUACAAAAAAACCUCCAAUUUUGGUCUUUUUAUUUGUGUAAUUGAACAGUUGAAGAUCUCUGAUUCCCUUCCCACUUCCCAGUCGACGCCUCUCUCCCCCACUUCACUGCCGGCAGCCCAGUCAGAGACAACCCUUCCCUCUCCCCAGUCGGCGUCGGCGACAUCUCCUUUUCUCUCCCCAUUCGACGACAACUCUUCCCUCUCCCCAGUCAGCGACAUCUCCUUUUCUCUCCCCAUUCGGCGACAACUCCUCUCCCUAUCUCCCCAGUUGGCGUUUCUUUCUUUCGUUGAAUCGGUUAUUCUAGUAAUCAUCGGUUGAUUUUUUAUAAUCAAGAUUUGACCGGAACUCUCUUCAGGGUAUUUCUGGGAUUUCAAUUCCGAAGAAUUCAAAUAAGCUAUAUCAUGGAUUUCCAGGAGGUUUUCCUUUUUUUCCACAGUAUUGAAGAUCAUUAAUGUGAGACAUUACUUUGGUAUUUCAAGUAACAGCUUUUAGUGAAAAGGUGCCAUGGAAAUAUCAUUGUUGAAAGAACUUCUCAAUAACAUCUCCUCUUUUUUAUGUUUAUCAUCGAUUGACAACGUAAGCUUGGACCUGGUUCAGAAGUAUUGGCAGAAGGCAGAAGAGAUAUUGAAGCUGUUGAAGCCAAUACUUGAUGCCAUUGUUGAUUCUGAAAUAGCUUCUGAUGAAGUGCUUAACAAGGCAUUUCAUGAAUUGAGCCAAUCUAUUGAUGAAUUGAGGGAUCUCUUCGAGAACUGGCAACCGUUGUCAAGUAAAGUUUAUUUUGUUCUGCAAAUUGAAUCAUUAAUAUCAAAGAUUCGGACGUUGGGUUUGGACACUUUUCAGCAGUUGAAGUCUUCCCAUGAAAAUCUCCCAGAUGAAUUAAGUUCAUCAUCUCUUGAGUACUGCACACAGAAAAUUAAGCAAAUGGGAUAUGAACAGAUAUCAUCAGUCGUUAGGGAAGCCAUAAGGGAUCAGGUGGAGAAUCUUGGACCCAGCUCAGAGAUCCUGGUGAAAAUUGCAGAGAGCUUAAGCUUGAGGUCCAAUCAGGAGAUUCUGAUUGAAGCAGUGGCCCUUGAGAAGUUGAAGGAGAAUGCUGAACAAGCUGAAAACACCAGGGAAGCCGAGUUAUUUGAUCAAAUGAUCUUUCUUGUGACUCGCAUGCAUGAUCGUCUUGUUCUGAUAAAACAGUCUCAGACCAGUAGCCCAGUCCCAAUACCUGCUGAUUUUUGCUGUCCUCUCUCUCUUGAGUUGAUGACUGAUCCGGUAAUUGUGGCAUCAGGGCAAACAUAUGAGCGGGCAUUCAUUAAGAACUGGAUUGAACUUGGGCUCACUGUUUGUCCUAAGACGCGGCAGACUCUGGCUCACACCAAUCUGAUACCUAAUUACACUGUAAAGGCUCUCAUUGCAAAUUGGUGCGAGUCUAACAAUGUGAAGCUGCCUGAUCCUGUGAAGUUGGUGAGCUUCAAUCAGGCCUCACCACUUCUUUUACAUGCCGAUUCCAGUGGCAUGCCCAAGGAUUCACAUGUUUUACCUCAAUCCAGGGGCAACCAACCUAUGUCACCUGAGUCAACUCGAUCUGCUGGUUCUCCUGGGAGGAAUCGGAUUUCUUCUGGUGGGAUCCAUCGAGAGGGAACUUCACCACUUCAUCCACGUUCUAUCUCUGAGGGUUCCUUAUCAGGUGUAGUAGGAAAUGAACAGGGUUUGGACGUGAUGAGAAUAUCACUACCGAGUUCUGAGGAAAGGUCUGCUAACUUGGAAGAAAGAAGCAUGGAUUCAGUUGUCCAUGCUGUAUCACCAUCUAGGAACGAAGUUCCAAAUGCAGUUAGAACUGAUCAACCAAUAACCCAGAGCCACAGUAGAAAUGCUUCAGCCUCCAGUGCAAUUGCUAAUGCAAAUUUUUCUCAAGGAGCAAAUGGAGAUGCUGAUGAGUCUUCAGAAAUGUCUAACCAUAUUGCUUCCUAUAGCAGUGACACUUCAGGGGAAGUCAAAGCGGAGCCGCAGGCUUCUACUACAUUGAGCAUCCCUCACAGAGAACCUGAGUUCCCACACCGUUUGGUCGAGACACGGUCUCGAAGCCAAACAAUCUGGCGGCGGCCUGCAGAUAGGCUUGUUCCUAGGAUAGUUUCUUCCCCUGCGAUUGAAACAAGAGCUGACCUUUCUGGUGUUGAAACAAAAGUUCGGAAGCUGAUUGAGGACUUGAAGAGUGAUUCUGUUGAAAUUCAAAGAGAUGCAACAGCUGAACUCAGGCUACUUGCCAAACACAAUAUGGACAAUAGGAUUGUUAUAGCAAGUUGUGGGGCCAUCAACUUGUUAGUUAGCUUGCUUCGAUCAACUGACACAAACAUCCAGGAAAAUGCUGUCACAGCACUCCUUAACCUGUCAAUUAAUGAUAACAACAAAACAGCAAUUGCUAAUGCAGAUGCUAUUGAACCUCUGAUUCAUGUUCUAGAAACAGGAAGUCCAGAGGCCAAGGAGAAUUCAGCUGCCACCCUCUUUAGCCUCUCAGUGAUUGAGGAUAACAAGGUCAGAAUAGGACGAUCUGGGGCUAUUGGUCCUCUGGUUGAUUUAUUGGGGAAUGGAACUCCCAGGGGAAAGAAGGAUGCAGCUACAGCUUUAUUUAAUUUGUCAAUAUUUCAUGAAAACAAAGCCCGCAUUGUGCAAGCUGGUGCUGUUAAGCACCUUGUAGAGUUGAUGGACCCGGCAGCUGGGAUGGUUGACAAGGCAGUUGCUGUCUUGGCUAAUCUUGCAACUAUUCCUGAGGGAAGGACUGCAAUUGGUCAAGAGGGUGGGAUCCCUGUUCUUGUUGAGGUUGUUGAGUUGGGCUCUGCAAGAGGGAAGGAAAAUGCAGCAGCUGCUCUUUUGCAGCUUUCCACAAAUAGUAGUAGAUUUUGUAACAUGGUGCUUCAAGAAGGUGCUGUACCGCCAUUAGUGGCUUUAUCACAAUCUGGCACCCCAAGGGCUAAAGAAAAGGCUCAGGCAUUACUUCAGUACUUCAGAAACCAACGACAUGGUAAUGCUAGGGGCUGAUUUGUUUUCAGACCAAGCAGUCGGCACCAUCUGAGGUUUUGAUUCGAGCUCUAUGCAUAGUGUGUACAUUUGAUGUUGCAAAUAAUGCAUAUUGAGAUUUUUCUGUUUGGAUUUUAGUUUACAUGAUUUGUAGAGGAAAAAUUAUUUAUAACAAACAUGAUUGCUUCCUCUUGUGAAAAGUCUUUUGUACAAAUGAAUGUGGGAGGAACUGUGUCUAGUUUUUUCAGAGGGCUUGACAAUGGUGAGAAUGGGAGUGUUGCUGUGCCUUACUUAUGUCUAUCAGUCCCUUUUUUGAAAAAAAAUUAUACAUUCAGACUAUUUAUUUUUAAUGCUGCCUGCAAAUAUAGGCAGUUGGUGUAAAAUUUCAGUCCAGUUUUUCAGAACUCGUAGUGGACGGCUUUCAGUGCAGCCAGUUUGUUUGUGGUAUACCAUUUUUCUCUA